AUGCCUGUCAUACCAGUACAGUAUGAAAGUUUGAAGGCGAUUCUGCCAUAUAUGGACCCAAAUACACGAUUCCAAAUCUCUCUGCGCAUACCUUCUAUCAGCUCUCUCGAGAAACGAUUACCAUUGAAAAUCGUGAAUUUAAAGUUUUCAAAAACAGGAAUCGAAGUAAAUGGAACUCGCUACCGGCUAGGUGUAUACCGCGAAUUGAAAGAUAAGAACGUGCCCUCUGGGGUUCAAAUGUCAAUGCUACCGAUGUCACAUGAUAUCGAUGAACAUGGAUUCGCUAUUUCUCCGGGAAUCAACACAGUUCUUCCAGGAGAUGUAGAUUUGAGAAAAGGAAUCCUGGCGAAUUCACAAAACGAUACAAAUAGAAAAGAACAUCUUCUAGUUCAGAAGUUGGAAACUCUCAAGAAGAUUUUCGCCGAUCGCUUGAAUCAGGAGUACAAUCGGUAUCUAGCUCUAAGAACUCGAUAUCGUUGGAAGGACUCUUCUGUGAGUCUGAUUCAAAAUCAGAUAGACGUUUUACAAACCGCGUUGGAACCUUUCAAGCAUCGUCGCGACAACACAAAACCACCGUACACCAACUCGAUUCAAUUGACUUUGACUUCACAGAGAAGAGGUCUGAUUCAACGGAUUCCUUACAAUAAGAAUCUGUUCGAGGCAAUGAAAAUACUAAGCGCUACACUGUUUGGCAAGCGACGUUCGAUAAUAUCAGUGAAGAAUGUGACCAUUGAUUUUCACAAUUACAUUCUUCGUUUUCCUGUGGAAACCAAGCUGAGAAUUCAAGCAUUGGAUAUACUCAGUUGGAAUGCAUCGAAUUUUCAAGAAUUCAGUCAGAUUAUUGAUAAAUCUUCGUUCCCUCUUCAACAAUUAACGAUGAAAUGUGGUGCUCGUGGCUCAAGAUUUGAGCAUGCAAUUGUUAAAGAAGCAAAGAGUCUUAUCAUUAACAUUAACAAAAUCUCAAGACGCCCAUGGAUUCCAAUUCUUCGCAAUUUGACCAAUCGACAUUUGUAUUUGGAAACACAGAGUAGACAAGAAUCUCAUGAAGACUACGUGAACUUCAUCAGCAGUUGGUUGGAGAACGGCAAACGCCCCGUUGGAACUUCUUGGAGUGGUAUCAAGAAGGAAGAAACUGUCAAGCGGGUUUUGAUCAAUUUGAAAAUGAGGCCAGAGGUUGUUGCAGUAUCAGAUAACUAUGUUCAACUACGUGUCAACGCUUCAUCGAGUCUUCAAGUUUUUUAUUUACCUUUAAAAACAUCGGACUUCUACUCAAAAUGGUUGUUGACCUGGAGAGUUGUUCGGUCGCAGUUGGAGUAA
Caenorhabditis remanei is the source of this 1317-nucleotide messenger RNA. RefSeq lists its product as uncharacterized. Bases 1 to 1317 code for a protein of 438 amino acids. NCBI's taxonomy places the organism in Eukaryota, Metazoa, Nematoda, Chromadorea, Rhabditida, Rhabditidae. The record is from RefSeq and is a predicted model, not a curated record. The transcript has 3 exons.